Messenger RNA from Aspergillus saccharolyticus JOP 1030-1, 977 nucleotides. Its product is annotated as glycoside hydrolase family 76 protein. Gene Ontology annotation, molecular function: mannan endo-1,6-alpha-mannosidase activity. Gene Ontology annotation, biological process: fungal-type cell wall biogenesis; carbohydrate catabolic process. The record is from RefSeq and is a predicted model, not a curated record. Bases 1 to 969 code for a protein of 322 amino acids. The transcript has 8 exons. NCBI's taxonomy places the organism in Eukaryota, Fungi, Ascomycota, Eurotiomycetes, Eurotiales, Aspergillaceae.
AUGGCUUACCUCCACCCGGCAUAUGCCCUCGCCCGAAUCGCAGGCACUGCGUCUGCCAUUGAGCUGGACAUCAAGAUGAGCUCCAUCAAAGGUGCGGCCGCGACCGCCGCAUUCAACACCGUGCAGCACUACAACGGCAACGAAACCGGAGAAAUCCCCGGCAGUAUCCCCGACCCGUGGAUCGAGGAGGCCAGGGCAUACCACCAGAUCGGCAACAACAACUACAUGCCGGCCAACUGGAGCUCAUACAUGGGCAACGGCGACCAAAUGGCCUGGGGACUUACCGCGAUGACCGCCGCAGAGCUCGACUAUCCCCAAGAUAACGACGAACCUUCAUGGUUGGCUCUUGCGGAAGGCAACGGUGGGCUGUUCCAGGUGUCUGCUCGGUUAGCUCGGUAUACCAAGAACCAGACUGCUAGCGUGCCGUUGUUAGACAACGAAACCUGGAAUAUCGCAGAUAGCACAGAUGCGGAUGAUGACUGCACCACGCAAGGAAACAAUCAUAGUGCGGCCUACAUGUACAAUCUCGUAACAAAUGGCAGUUCGGGUCUAAACGGGCUACUUGAAAUCUCGUUCGAUAGAUUCUACCCCGAGAAGUACGGCAGCUUGAUCCUUUCGGAAGCGCUUUGUGAGCCGCUUGAGGUCUGCAACAGAGAGCAGGAUCUGUACAAGGGCAUAUUCGCCUCGGACUUGACCUUUGCAAGCCUCGUCGCGCCAUAUAUGUCAUCGGGUGUCUCUUCGCGUUUGCAGGCAUUGGCGGUUGGAGCAGCGAAGCAAUGUACUGGUGGCAACAACCAGACACUCUGCGGUCGUCGUUGGUACUCAGACGAGUGGGACGGAACUGAUAAAAGAUGGGAGCAGCUCAGUGCGACCAGCAUUGUCUUCUCGAAUUUGGCGAGGUUUACUGAGAAAGACAUUACCCUAAUGGAGCACAGAACAGCCGAUAUGAGCUUCCAUGAUGCUGGUUGAAUACAGCU